AUGGGAGGCCUCCAACGCUUAUCGCUGAUGCUGGGGCCCUCUUUGGGCGCGGGCCAGCUGCACAUCCAAGCAGUUUUCAUAGCCCAGCUGGCGUGUGCGGGCCUGGCUGCACUGGUGACGGCGGCUUUUCUGAGGAUUGCGAAAGCAGAGUCCGAGGCGUCUACGAAGAAGAGCACAGGGUUCUUCCAGGCUAGAGACGCCAUGAGGGAGAACGGCGGUCGCCUCGUCCGUGUGCUCGGUUUCGCUGCAGCUCUUCAGUGCGUUCGGAAGGGCCGAGAGCUCUUCUUUUCUCUCGCUGGCCGUGAAGCCAAACUCUCCGACAUGGUUAUCGGGCAAGUUGCAGCCUUGUCCUUCUUGGUGGACACCCUGGCCUCCCCCGUCGCCGGGCGCCUCAUGGAUUCCUGGGGCCGGCGAAGCGCCGGAGUAGCCUCACUCACCUUGCAGUCUCUGGGGCUGCUGCUCCUCGCAUUCCAGAACACGCCCGCUGUGGUCGCCUCAGCCGUUCUGACUGGCUUGGGUAACGGCUUGGGCUCUGGACUGCUGAUGACGCUUGGUGCGGACCUCGCCCCCCAGGGCCCCGGGCAGGGGGCCUUUAUUGCGGUGUACCGGCUGCUGUUUACCAGCCUGGACUUUAUCACUCCGGCCCUCCUCGGAAUAUUGACAACUGCCUCCUCCCUUGAGGUGGCAGAGCUCACCACAGGUGCCAUCGGCUUGCUUGGCGUCGUGUGGCUGUUGCUUUGCGUGCCGGCGAAUCGGGCCAGCCAGCAGCAGCGCAUAACGGUGCUCGCACAAGACGGCAUUGUGAGACACCUUGCCUCUGACAAGCUUCAGGAAAAGCCUGAGGCGAACUGCUCUCUUGAUCCUUUGCGGAAAGGUCCUUGUGGCUCCUUGCAACGUGCAGCAAUGACAGCUGUUUUCCUCGAGCUGCGCACGAAGCAGCAGCUGGGUUACAUCGUGGACCUGAGCUAUGGCGACGGCGCUGGAUUCCUGCAUCUCCAGUGCAUCCUGCAGUCUGAGUUCAGGCCCGAGUAUGUGCGAGGCCGCAUCGAAGAGUGCCUGAAAGACCUCUUCCGUUGGGCGCAAGACGAGCUGACGGAGAUGGAGUUUGCGAAGGUGCGGGAAGGACUCGUCUCGAUUCUGUCGGAAGCCCCCAAGAACCUGAGCGAAGAGAACUCCAGAUACUGGAACGAAGUUAGCCGCCAACGAUACGACUUCCAGCGCCGGUCGCGUAAACGCCAAGCGGUGCAGUCGACGAGCCUCGAGGACUUCAAGCAUUUUGUGGCGCAGCUUGCCACGGCGCCACAGCUGUGCAUUGAGGUGUCCAGCCAAUCCGAGCCUCGUCCCGACCCGCAAGCGGCCACCCCGGCGCCCGUGGAUCGCACCUGGCAAGAUGACGAGGCACGCGUCGAAUUCCGGCGCACUGCUGAGUGGGUGCUUGCCCAGGAGAAGAGUGAGAUCCCAGCUCGCCUGUGA
Molecule: messenger RNA, 1473 nt
Organism: Symbiodinium sp. CCMP2592
Lineage: Eukaryota; Dinophyceae; Suessiales; Symbiodiniaceae
Source: the annotation of a GenBank genome assembly